Stegastes partitus (bicolor damselfish) is the source of this 1487-nucleotide messenger RNA. Its product is annotated as tripartite motif-containing protein 47-like. Gene Ontology annotation, biological process: protein ubiquitination. Gene Ontology annotation, molecular function: protein binding; ubiquitin-protein transferase activity; zinc ion binding. The transcript is spliced from 2 exons. The record is from RefSeq and is a predicted model, not a curated record. Lineage: Eukaryota; Metazoa; Chordata; Actinopteri; Pomacentridae. Bases 32 to 1279 code for a protein of 415 amino acids.
CCAAACAUCUGGUAAGCACAGUUGAGUGUGGAUGCGAAGAGAAACAGCAGAGCAGAGCUUCCUCAUCCAAGAAGGUAUGGCCACAGCCGGUAGCUUCCUGUCUGAGGAUCAGUUCCAGUGCUCCAUCUGUCUGGAUGUUUUCACCGAGCCCGUUUCUAUUCCGUGUGGACACAACUUCUGCAGGGCCUGUCUCACCAGGCACUGGGCCGACAAGCAACACUGUCAAUGUCCACUGUGCAACGAGAAGUUCUCCAAAGACCUCAAACUUCGUGUUAACAUCGCAUUCAGGGAAGUUGUGGAGAAUUUUAAGAAACAUCAAGCGAUACCUGACGGUAAUUCCCCAGUCAAACCUGGAGAAGUGCCGUGUGACUGCUGCCCUGGCAACAAGGUCAGAGCCUCUAAAACCUGUUUGGUGUGCUUGACUUCCUACUGCAAGACACACCUAGAGCCUCAUCAGAGGGUUUCUUACCUAAAAAGACACAAACUGACUAAUCCUGUGCACAAACUGGAGAACAAAAUAUGCAGCAAACACAACAGGAUUCUUGAGUUCUUCUGCAGGACUGACCAGACUCGAGUUUGCGCCAUGUGUGCAGAACAUAGCGCUCACGAUACUGUCCCUCUGAAAGAGGAGUAUGUAGACAAAAAGGCUCGGAUGGGAAACAAAAAUUCUGAAGUGCAUGAAUUUCAACAGAAACAAGGAAAGAAGGCUCAGAAAAAAGAGGCAGCGCAGAGCAAGAGGAAAGGCAAAGGUGACGCAAACAACGUGGAGCCUAAUCAAAUGCAAGCUGAUCCCAACGAGGACCCACAAUGUGUUGAUGGACGUACCUACAUCCCUGUAAAUAACAGCCUCUGUGUAGGGAGAUUCUACUAUGAAGUUAAGGCCAAAAGGCAGACUUGCUUGUUUUUAGGAGUAGUCAGAGCACUGAUGUAUGGAAAUGGGACAUUCUUACCAGACUCUGGGGAUGGACACUGGACCGUAAUGUUGGAGUGUAAAAACUGCAGAACUCCACUUCACAUCCCCGUCUGGAUAACGCAACCUGAGGGAGUCACUUUGUUUGUAGAUUAUGAGAAAGGAUUCGUGUCCUUCCGUUAUGCAGGAUACCCAGUCAUGACAUUCACUUUUAACAGCUGCAAAUUUAGUCAGAGGCUUUCUUUGGUGUUUACUCCUCGUGUGAGCUGGACACAGAGGCUGCUGGGGAGGGUUCAGACGACGCCACGGUUUUACGAAGUCUUAUGCUGGUUUAUUGCUUUUAUGGUUGUGCUCGUACUUUUCACUUGAAUGUGCUGUGCAUAAAACUUUACAGAAGAUUGAAGAUAAAUGUCUGGGCAGGUUAACCUCUGGAGGAGGAGGAUUCAGCUCAGCAGGUCUGGCUCCAGUAUAAAGGUGGUAUCAGCCAGUCUGACUUUGGUUCUGCUUGUACAGAGGUUUAUUGUUUUGUUUUGUUUUGUUUUUUAAAUUUGUAAAAUAGACUUACCUUUAGUUGAAA